Daucus carota subsp. sativus is the source of this 1602-nucleotide messenger RNA. Its product is annotated as 7-deoxyloganetin glucosyltransferase. Lineage: Eukaryota; Viridiplantae; Streptophyta; Magnoliopsida; Apiales; Apiaceae. Gene Ontology annotation, molecular function: quercetin 3-O-glucosyltransferase activity; quercetin 7-O-glucosyltransferase activity. The coding region runs from base 157 to 1602 and encodes 481 amino acids. The transcript has 2 exons. The record is from RefSeq and is a predicted model, not a curated record.
UCUUUAAUAAUUUAGCUAGGCCACAAAAUGCCGUCCAACGUAAAAUGCAAUCUUAAGUGUCUGACAUGAAUAACAUAACUCAUCAAAACCUUUGAUGCAUUGGACAAGUUUUGUUUUCCAACAAAGAUAACACAGAGGAACUUCGAAAGCAAAAGUAUGAGUUCACCAGAAAGAUCAGCAAAGAAGCAAGCUCAUGUAGUUUGCAUUCCUUCGCCAAGCCAAGGCCACAUAAAACCAUUGCUAAAGCUAGCAAAACUGCUUCACUACAACGGCAUAUGUAUUACAUUUGUUAAUACAGAGUUUAAUCACAAACGCUUCCUCAAAUCUGGAGGACUUUAUUCUCUUGACGGCUUACCUGGAUUCAGAUUUGAAUCCAUUCCCGAUGGCAUUCCUCUAUCUGAUCCUGACUCUACUCAGGACCCCGCAUCACUGGUCCAUGCUAUCGUGAAUAACUUGUUACCUCCAUUCCAAGACCUUCUCACAAAACUCAGCACUCAAACCCCUCCGGUCACUUCCAUCCUCUCUGAUGGUUUUAUGCCUUUUACAGCUGAUGCUGCGCAAUCUAUUGGAAUUCCUAUUGUUUUGGUCUGGACAUUUGCUGCCUGCGCAUUUAUGGCGUUUUACCAUUUCAAAAGUUUCCUUGAGAAAGGCCUUGUACCAUUGAAAGAUGAAAGUUGUCUGACAGAUGGGUAUUUGGAUACGACUAUAGACUGGAUACCAGGAAUGAGAAAUAUUCGUUUAGGAGACCUCCCAAGCCAUGUCCGAAUCACUGAUCCCAAUGAUGUAAUAUUCAAAUACAUAAUGGAUUCGACUGAGGGAGCAAGAAAUGCUAAAGGAGUUGUACUAUAUACUUUUGACGAUCUGGAACAAGAAGUUGUGAGUGCUAUCUCAUCCGCGCUUCCUCAUAUAUACACAAUAGGCCCUCAACAGUUGCUCCUUAAUCAAAUAGCACCAGAUCAUGAAGAGAAACUUAAGGGCAUUAGAGAUAGUCUUUGGAAAGAGGACGAAAAAUGUCUGCAAUGGCUGGAAUCUAAGGAAGCUAAUUCCGUGGUCUAUGUAAACUUUGGAAGCACAACAAUCAUGGCUCCAGAGAAGCUGGUGGAGUUUGGUUGGGGGCUUGCUAACAGCAAUCACCGCUUCUUAUGGAUAAUUAGGCCUGAUCUGAUUGUUGGAGACUCGGAAACUACUUUGGGGCUUGAAUUUAUGGAGGCCAUUAAGGAUAGAGGCUUCAUUUCAAGAUGGUGUCCACAAGAGAAAGUCCUCAAUCACGUAUCAGUGGGAGGUUUCUUGACACAUGGAGGGUGGAACUCGGUCACAGAGAGUUUAUCAGCUGGUGUGCCUAUGCUCUGUUGGCCAUUUUUUGCAGACCAAUUAAUAAACUGUAAAUACAUUUGUACGGAAUGGGAGUGUGGGAUGGAGAUUAGUAAUGAUGUGAAGAGAGAUCAUGUGGAGAAGCUUGUGCGAACGUUGAUGGAUGGUGUGGAGGGUAAGAGAAUGAAGAAGAAGGCUAUGGAGUGGAAGAUCAUGGCGGAGAAGGCCUGCAGUCCUGCUGGCUCGUCGUCUCAGAAUUUGGAUAAACUGGUUCAUCUUCUGAAAAAUUAG